AUGUAUCUCCAGUCGGUCCAGGCCUAUGGUCCUACCCUAUCUGGCGUAGGCCUAGUUCCGAUCAUCGGCGGCCUCAUCCCUACCUCUAUUAUCGUGGGAGGAUUUAUGACGCGCUUGGGCAGCUACCGUUGGGCGAUCUGGUCCGGAUGGGCAACCAUCAUCGUCUCAACCGCGUUAUUGAUUAUCCUGUCGCAUACUACACCCACAUACGGCUGGAUCCUGAUCUUUCUCACCAUAGGACCUAGCCAUGGUCUCGUCCUGACUUCCCUCAACUUCGCGCUGCAAGCACUUGCUAAAGAGCGCGAUGGCGCAUAUGCUGCUGCCAUGGGUCUAGACGAGCAUGUUGCUAAAGACGCAGAGGCGUUCAUCCUGGUCUUGAACUCGAUGCCGGACAGCGCAGAAAUGGUGUCCUAUCGUGUUGCAUACGCUGAGGCAUUUCGAAAUCUUUUUGAGGUGCUGUUGGGCGUCGCGGUGUUGGCUGGCGUCGCGAGCGCCUUCAUCAAGCAUGCGAGUAUGGACAGAGCAUUGGAUUCUGAGCAUGUGCUCAAUGAGCAGGAGGAAAAUUCGAAGGCAUAG
Molecule: messenger RNA, 576 nt
Organism: Didymosphaeria variabile
Lineage: Eukaryota; Fungi; Ascomycota; Dothideomycetes; Pleosporales; Didymosphaeriaceae
Exons: 2
Coding region: 1-576 (191 amino acids)
Biological process (GO): transmembrane transport
Molecular function (GO): transmembrane transporter activity
Source: RefSeq, a predicted model, not a curated record